Messenger RNA from [Torrubiella] hemipterigena, 3171 nucleotides. NCBI's taxonomy places the organism in Eukaryota, Fungi, Ascomycota, Sordariomycetes, Hypocreales, Clavicipitaceae. The record is from the annotation of a GenBank genome assembly.
GACGACACUCUCUCCGCAGCCCGUUCACGCCCAUCCCGCUCUGGCACGCGCGAUGCCGGUAUAUAAGAAGCCGCCCCCUACGUUGUAUCCCCAAUAGGCGUACCCCAAGUUCUCCCCACAAGCACUCUUCAGUUCCUCUUUUAACUUGCACAUCAUGCAGUUUCUGAAGAUUGCGGCCAUGGCCGUGCUGGCCCUCGUCGGCCAAAGCGAAGCGAAAUCCACCUUCAGUCCCGCAAGACCCCCGGCAGCGCCUCUAGCUGUCCGUUCCCCAUACUUGAACGUCUGGCUUAAUGGCCGAACCGACGGUGGCGAUAGCGGCUAUCUAGCUGGCCAGUGGCCACGCUUCUGGACGCAAAACGUCAACGGCUGGCAAGGUAUUGUCAAGGUCGAUGGAAAGGCCUAUUCUUGGAUGGGUGGCCAGCCCGGCCUUGACUAUGUCGACCAGGUCUCGUUGUCCUACACUUCUACAAACACAGAGUUCGUCAUGAACGUCGCCGGCAAGGUGCAGAUGCGCAUUCGCUUCUUGUCCCCGGUCUUCGCAACCGACCUGCAGAGACAGUCAAUCCCAUUCUCGUACAUGGACGUUUCAGUCAAGCCUUUGGACGGCCGCUCGCAUACCGUCCAGGUUUAUUCUGACGUCUCUGCCGAGUGGGCCUCUGGUGACAACGGCGCUAUCAUCCAGUGGGAAUCUGCAAGCAAUGACGGCAUCCGCUCGCACAAGUUCUGGCGCCGCGACCAAGUCAAGUUUGAUGAAUUCAACGACCAAGCCUCUUGGGGCAACUGGUAUUGGUCGACUGCUGAUGUCCGAGGACUCACCUACCAGAUCGGUGCCGAUGUUGACGUUCGCAACCAGUUUGUCAACAACGGUAUGCUCACCAACAACAUCGACACACAGUUCCGUGCUGUUAGCGACAGAUGGCCCGUAUUCGCCUACUCUCGCGACCUCGGACGAAUCAACGGCGAAACCAGUACCCUCUUCACCAUCGGUAUUGCUCAAGAAGACGCCAUUCUCUUCUCUGGUAUCCAGAAGAACGUUGCCGAGCCCUCGCUCUGGAAGUCGUACUUUUCCAACGAAAGUGAUUUGGUCAAGUUUUUCUUCAAGGACUACAGCUACGCCACUCAGGCAUCCAACAAGCUUGACCAGCGCAUUGCUGAUGACUCGAUUGCCAAGGGCGGAAAGGACUACCUCACCAUCACCAGCUUGGCUCUGCGUCAGUCAUUCGGUGGCCUUGGAUAUGCCGGUACUAAGGACGACGUCAAGGUAUUCCUCAAGGAGAUCAGCUCUGACAGUGAUAUCCAGACUGUCGACGUGAUCUUCCCUGCGUUCCCCGUUAUGCUCUACUUGAACCCCAACAUCAUCAAAUGGACCCUUGAGCCGCUUCUACAAUAUCAGAAGAGCGGACGUUACCCCAACAAGUGGGCUGUUCACGAUCUUGGACGCUACCCUCGCGCCCUUGGCUACGAUGAUGGCAACGAUGAACCCAUGCCUCUUGAGGAAUGCGGAAACAUGAUCAUCAUGAUGCUUGCAUAUGCCCAGCGUACCGGAGACAACCAGUUCCUGUCGGACAACUGGAAGCUAAUGGACCAGUGGGCUGGUUACCUCAUUGAUGACGCCAAGAUUCCUGCUCACCAGCUGUCAACCGAUGACUUUGCUGGCCGUCUUGCUAACCAGACCAACCUGGCUAUUAAGGGUAUUAUCGCAUUGGAGGCUAUGUCCGAAAUUGCCAAGAGAUCUGGCAACAAGGAUAGCAUUGACAAGUACUCCAAGGUCGCCCAUGACUACUUGGACUUUUGGUCUACUCAUGGUAUCAACCACAACGCCAACCCUCCCCACACCACUCUCCAGUAUGAUGCCCCCGAUACCUAUGGUCUUCUCUACAACGUCUACGGUGACAAGGUUCUUGGCCUUGAUUUUAUCCCUCAGGAGGUUUACGACAUGCAGAGCAAAUGGUACCCUCAUGUCAAGAACCAGUACGGCAUGGUGCUCGACACCCGCGGCACUCUGACCAAGACUGAUUGGGAAAUGUUUGUUGCGGCCGUCUCUAGCAAGGAGGUCCGCGAUGAAUUCAUCUCGCUCGUUGCCAAAUGGAUUAACGAGACCAAGACAUGGCGUGCAUUCACCGAUUUGUAUGACACUGUCGAUGGCGGUUACCCUCGCGGCAUCGAAUUUGUAUCGCGCCCUGUCGUCGGCGGCGUGUUCGCCCUGCUUGCUCUCCCGUAAAGAGUAGUAACGCAGACAUACCAGUCGGAGGGGUUGAGCGAAGAAAGUCGGCAACGGUGAAAGCUGUAUUUGGAACUGUCCCUAUACAGGCAAUGGUGCGCUGUGGCACCUAGCCUUGCGACGAUAUGACCAGAAGGGGUAAUAGUAGGAGCGCAUCACCUACAUAGCCUGCGUACAGUGUGGGAGUUACGGUAGCAUCAGGCCUGGCUCUAUUGCGCGAUCGAGAAAGUCAAACGAGCAAUUCGAUGCGGCUUUUUUCUCAUUCGUUCUUACACAUCAUAGACUCCCGCUGUGGAGGUGUCUGUUCAUUUUUUUUCUUUCGGCGUUUUGGGUAUGUCUUGGCCGUGCCAUUAGACACCUACGUACAUAUACGCAUAUACAUGCAAAAUUUACAGAGAAGCGGUAUCGCCUUAUACAUAGCCAAUAUAUACUGUUUACUGCAAGUGGAGAAGAUGCACUCUAUAGAUGACGCACAACAUCAACAUGGAGAGCUCAUUACCUGUCAACCAGCAGAAAAAUGUCGCAUACUUUGAUAGUUCUCAUCGUUUAACGCAACACUGUUGCACAGACACUCCACUGUGGCACAGCAUAAACUCUACCCUUUCCCCAGGUUCCCAUCGAGGUGUAAGACUCUCCACCGCCACUAACGGGAUCUGGGCGUCCGCGUGCUCAGCAGAGGCUCUCGUAGUGAUAUGUGAGGGAAAUAUGUGGCAUCAGCUAGUGCUGCAGGGUGCUACUUGUACAUGUACUAACAUUAAUCGAUUUCGUAGAAGACAGCAAAAGUCACAAAUAUCAUUAGAUUCAAUCGGCCGUUUAGAAUACUGGCAUUCAGUCGUACAACGCAUCGGGUGUCUGCACACGCAAGCAAAUAUGAAAGAGCCAAGACUUCACACUCGAAGCAAACAAGGACAAACCAAGGCUCGCGUGCUCUAUAACACAAUGAAACCAAG